AUGGGUGUCUCUAUUGAUUUCCAUCGGCAUACAAUUGACAUUAGCCACCGUUCCAAUGUGGAUAAGGAGUUUAACUUUCCAUUUGGAAGCUUAAUCAUGAAACUGGCCCUUAAGGCUAAGAUUCCUUUUAGGGACAAUGAGCCCACAAUGAAGAUGGUUGGGUCUAUUUCUGUUGUAACUGUGGUUAAGUCUGAGGCUAUGUUGACAAAGAAGAGACCUCACACCAUCGAGUCAACCUCCUCUCCUCCAGAGUCAUUAUCCCCAUCUCCAAGUCAUGGAGAGCGUGAUGGAUUCAGAUGUGAAGUAGAUACCCCUUCACUGCCUGAUGACAAAAAGCAGGACUUGAAUACUCUUUUAUGGAACCCUGCAACCAAAGAAACAAAAGUUGUCCCUGUAUCAAACUUGCCUGGCCUUCCUGCCAACUAUCGUGCCAGCCCUAACGGCAUUGGAUUUGGUUUUGAUGCCAAAACUCACAACUACAAGAUAAUCAGAAAUUUUCGAUUCUUCGAACGCUACCCUAACUUAGACGAGUAUGAAAUGGGACUCGUAGACGAGAAUGAAAUGGGAGUCAUGUUCUAUAGCGAGGUAUAUAGCUUAAGGACUGACUCUUGGACACAAGUUGACAGCCUCCCUUUUAGUAUUUGGACUGCUUGGGGAGGUAUGAAGACAAACCUGAAUGGGAUUGGUAAUUGGUGGGCAUCAGAAAGUGAUUGGGAAGGUAUUUUGUCAUUUGACAUAGCCAAGGAAGUAUUCCUAAUAACUCCGAUGCCGGAUGAUAGCCUUAUAUAUAAUGGAUAUCGAUAUGAUGUUGAAUAUUUCUUGUUGAAUGAGUUGGUUGCUGUGGCUAUUAGUUGGAAAAAUAGACAUGCGGACGGGUCACCUAUGUGUUGGGAUGUAUGGUUAUUACAUAAAUAUGGGGUUAGGGAGUCUUGGACAAAGCUGUUCAGGGUUGGCCCUCUUACAGGAAUUUGUAGACCAUUAGAAUUUUGGAGGAAUGACAUCAUAUUCUUGGAAAAAGAUGGAGAGCUGGCUUUGUAUGACGUCUCUACCAAAGAGAUGAUGACUAUUCUUCAAAUUGAUGGAGAUCAAGUAUUCUCGUUUCAGGUCAUUAGUUACAUGGAAAGCCUAGUUUCCAUUAGUGGAUUAAUUAAUUAA
Juglans microcarpa x Juglans regia is the source of this 1155-nucleotide messenger RNA. RefSeq names its product F-box/kelch-repeat protein At3g06240-like. The record is from RefSeq and is a predicted model, not a curated record. Lineage: Eukaryota; Viridiplantae; Streptophyta; Magnoliopsida; Fagales; Juglandaceae. The transcript is spliced from 3 exons. Bases 1 to 1155 code for a protein of 384 amino acids.